AUGAGCACGUCUUGCUGGCUGGCGUGUGUGGCCUUUUCUGUCUUCUGUGUUUUAAAAGCUAGCUCUCUGGAUACUUUUGUUGCCGCUGUUUAUGAGCACGCUGUGAUCCUGCCUGCUGUCACCCUGUCACCCGUAUCUCACAGUAAGGCACUGGCUUUAAUGAACCAGAAUUUGGAUAUUCUGGAAGGAGCAGUUAUAUCAGCAGCAAAGCAGGGUGCACACAUUAUCGUGACUCCAGAAGAUGGUAUAUAUGGUAUACGUUUCACCAGGGAUACUAUCUACCCGUACUUGGAGGAUAUCCCAGACCCUCAAGUAAACUGGAUCCCCUGCGAUAACCCAGACAGAUUUGGCUCUACCCCGGUACAGGAAAGACUCAGCUGCUUGGCCAAAAACAACUCGAUCUAUGUUGUGGCAAAUAUGGGCGACAAGAAGCCAUGCAACACUAGUGACGCUCAGUGUCCUCCUGAUGGCCGUUUCCAAUACAACACUGAUGUGGUGUUUGAUUCCCAGGGCAAACUGGUCGCACGAUACCAUAAGCAAAACCUUUUCAUGGGAGAAGAACAAUUCAAUGCACCCAUGGAGCCGGAGUUCGUGACUUUCAACACCCCGUUUGGAAAGUUUGGCAUCUUCACAUGCUUCGAUAUUCUCUUUCAUGACCCCGCUGUCACUUUGGUGACAGAGUUCCAGGUGGACACCAUACUGUUCCCAACUGCCUGGAUGGACGUUCUGCCUCAUUUGGCAGCCACUGAAUUUCACUCAGCCUGGGCUAUGGGCAUGGGGGUCAAUUUCCUUGCAGCCAAUCUACACAGUCCCUCAAGGAGAAUGACAGGAAGUGGUAUCUAUGCACCCGACUCUCCUAGAGCCUUCCACUAUGAUAGAAAGACCAACGAGGGAAAACUUCUUCUCGCACGGCUGGAUUCCCACCCGCGCCACUCCGCAGUAAACUGGACUUCCCAUGCCAGCAGCGUAGAAGCACCCCCAAAAGACAACCAGGAAUUUCAGAGCAUUGUCUUUUUUGAUGAGUUUACCUUUGUGGAGCUCAUGGAAGUCACAGGAAAUUACAGUGUUUGCCAGAACGACCUCUGCUGUCAUCUAAGCUACCGGAUGUCUGAGAAGCGAGCUGAUGAAGUUUACGCCCUUGGGGCAUUCGAUGGGUUGCACACGGUGGAAGGGCAGUAUCACCUGCAGAUUUGCAUUCUGCUGAAGUGUAAAACUACCCACUUACGUACCUGCGGUAGUUCAGUGGACACAGCUUCCACCAGGUUUGAAAUGUUCUCCCUCAGUGGCACAUUUGGGACCCUGUAUGUCUUCCCUGAGGUGUUGCUGAGUGGAGUCAAGCUUGCACCUGGGGAAUUUCAGGUAUCAAGUGAUGGGCGCUUGUUUAGCCUGAAGCCAACGUCAGGACCUGUGUUAACAGUCUGUCUGUUCGGGAGGUUGUAUGAGAAAGACUGUGCAUCGAACGCUUCGCCAUACCUCAUAGCACACUCACUGAUAAUCGUGCUGAUUGCCGCACCUGUCCUACAUUACUUGUGUUGA
This is a messenger RNA of Acomys russatus (golden spiny mouse), 1536 nucleotides long. RefSeq names its product vanin 1 (gene Vnn1). The record is from RefSeq and is a predicted model, not a curated record. The transcript is spliced from 7 exons. The coding region runs from base 1 to 1536 and encodes 511 amino acids. Gene Ontology annotation, molecular function: hydrolase activity, acting on carbon-nitrogen (but not peptide) bonds, in linear amides. Lineage: Eukaryota; Metazoa; Chordata; Mammalia; Rodentia; Muridae.